Molecule: messenger RNA, 1637 nt
Organism: Lucilia cuprina (Australian sheep blowfly)
Lineage: Eukaryota; Metazoa; Arthropoda; Insecta; Diptera; Calliphoridae
Gene: DCP1
Exons: 2
Coding region: 114-1439 (441 amino acids)
Biological process (GO): deadenylation-independent decapping of nuclear-transcribed mRNA; deadenylation-dependent decapping of nuclear-transcribed mRNA; positive regulation of catalytic activity
Cellular component (GO): P-body
Molecular function (GO): enzyme activator activity; mRNA binding
Source: RefSeq, a predicted model, not a curated record
UGUUUUAUAAUUACGCUACGUUGCUAUUUUCGAAUAGAAUUAAACCAGAAAGAAAAAAGAUUUCAACUUAUUUUCAUAGUAAUCUAAAGAGAUUUUCUGUUAACAUCGAAAUAAUGGCAGAUACGAGUAAAACACGUAUGAAUUUAGCGGCCAUAAAAAAGGUUGAUCCCUAUGCCAAGGACAUAGUGGAUACAUCAUCACAUGUGGCAUUCUACAUUUUCAAUUCAGAUCAAAACGAAUGGGAGAAAACUGAUGUCGAGGGAGCCUUUUUCAUAUACAGCCGCAAUGCUCAACCAUUUCACAGUAUUUUCAUAAACAAUCGCCUAAACACGACAUCGUUCGUCGAGCCCAUUACCAGCCACUUGGAAUUGCAGGCGCAGGCACCUUUCUUGCUCUAUCGUAAUGAGCGGUCACGUAUCAGAGGUUUUUGGUUCUAUAACAGUUUAGAGUGUGAUCGCAUAAGUAAGUUGGUUAGUGAACUGGUACAGACAGCUGGGGGCUCGGGCGAAAGUAUCAUAACUGCUGACAAUUCCACACAAGUGAACGAUGCUAAAGAAAACAACAAUGUGAAUAUAUUUAAAAUGUUAUCGAAUGCUCAGCAAGAAUUUAACAACAGCAACCAGCAGCAGAACCAUAAAAAUUCCACAACUCCAAAUAAUGUUGGCAGUGUUCAGUUGGCACAACACACACCUACACAGAAUAUCGCUUCGGGAAAUGUUUUGAAAUUUUUCGAAUCGGCAAAGCCAACAGCAGAAGUAGCAAGUUAUACUCCUCGUAUAUUACCCAAUACCUUGUCGGUGGAACAAUUAGAAAAGCAACAGCGUGAUGUAGCUCCCAACUCCCUACAGUCCAUAGGUAGUGGUGGAGGAGCCGCAAUUGAUGAAGGCAACAAUUCUCUUUACCACAAUCAGACGGAAAAUUUGACAAAUCGUUUGUCUUGUUCUUUACUCGAAAGUGCCACUCUGGAAUCGUCUAAUUCCAUGUUUAAUAAACCUGUACCCAGGCCAGGUAGUGGUUCUUUGGAUAUGAAGCCCAUUAUAUCCCGGGGACCAGAUUUUGGUUUCGCAAAAGCUUUGACAGCAGCCACAUGCACAACCGGCCAGAUGCCGGGAGAGCAAAUUUCGUUAAGCAAAAUAUUUUCCAAUCUAAAUCUACAGCAGAGUCUAUCACAGUCGAAUUCAGCCAUGUCCGGAGGAGGAUCCAGUGGCGAGGUGGUAAACAAGCCGGCUCUUAUGCCACCUACAAUGUUCGAUAAGCCAGCUGCGGCCUCGUCUAUGGAGCCUUUGAAAAUUUCUUCAAUUACUCCCAAGCAAGAGCCUUUAAAUAAGUUUCAGUUUGUACAGGCGUUCAAUUAUUUAAUACAAAACGACGAAGAUUUUGUGCAGAAAUUACACGAAGCUUAUCUCAAGACAGUUUCCAAAUUUGGCACAUAUCAAUAAACCACAAAAUAAUAACUAUACAAUUGUAUACAGAAUAAUGAAAAAUAGAAAAUAAUCAAAAUGAUACAAAAAUUCAUUUUAUGUUAUCAUACAGAUAAAAGAAAAUACUAAAAUAUAUAAAUAUCCUAUAUAAACAUACUAUCGAAUAUUCCAAAUGCAAAAAAGCUAAUACAAAUUGAGAUCCGUUUUUUUUUCAAA